Molecule: messenger RNA, 1848 nt
Organism: Mobula hypostoma (lesser devil ray)
Lineage: Eukaryota; Metazoa; Chordata; Chondrichthyes; Myliobatiformes; Myliobatidae
Product: keratin, type I cytoskeletal 17-like
Exons: 8
Coding region: 308-1705 (465 amino acids)
Cellular component (GO): cytoskeleton
Molecular function (GO): structural molecule activity
Source: RefSeq, a predicted model, not a curated record
GUGCCUGCCGUGUGAACAGUUUGUUUAAGAUAUGAAAUGCCACGGAGAGGCGAGAUUCUCAACGCUUCAAUGCUCCUUGGUAUGUCGCUCUACCGGACGGAACAAUGGGCAAAUUCUGGCAUCGCUCCCGAUUCCCUUCUCGCCGUCUCAAACCGGACCGUUCGCAUUCUGAAGCCCAGCGGAUCUUCCCGAACCGCCCACCGGAGAUCUUGUACUUAAAGUUCACCGGUCCCUUGGUCCGGGCACCACUCGUGUUCCCGAGUACCACUCGUGUUCCCGAGUACUGAGACUCCCAUCCGGGUCGACAAUGUCCUACUCCUCGUUUUCGAGCCAAAGCUACGCGGCAGCCGGGCGCAAGUCCGGCUCCGUGAUCCUGGGCGGCUCGUCCCGCACGGUGAGGAGCAGCGUGGCGGGCGGCUCGGUCAGACCCCGACGCGCGAUCAGCGUCCACAACGCCUCGACCCGGCACAGCCGCAUCUCCACCUCCGGCUAUGGCUUGGUCAAAGGCGGCGGCUACAGCGGGGGGUUCCACUCGGGCGGCUAUGGCGGGGGGUUCCACUCGGGCGGCUACAGCGGCGGGUUCCACUCGGGCGGCUACGGCUCGACUAUGUUGGAGCCGUUCGCCAUCAACGAGAAGCUGACUAUGCAGAACCUGAACGACCGCCUGGCCGGUUACCUGGCGAAGGUGCGCGCCCUGGAAAAGUCCAACAGCCAGCUGGAGCUCCAGAUCCGGGAGUACUACGAGAAGAGGGCUCCCACCACCACCAAAGACCUGGGCGCCUACUGGAAGACCAUUCAGGACCUCCGAGCCCAGAUCAACGCCGUCUCGCUGGCCAACGCCAAGGUCCUACUGCAGAUCGACAACGCGAAACUGGCCGCAGACGACUUCAGAACCAAGUACGAAUCGGAGCUGGCCAUCAGGCGCGGGGUGGAGAUGGACAUCAGCGGGCUGCGCAAAGUCCUCGAUGAGCUGACGGUCACCCGGUCCGACCUGGAGUCCCAGAUCCAAGUGAUGAAGGAGGAGCAGAUGUACAUGAAGAAGAACCACGAGGAGGAGCUGAAAUCUCUGCGUAGUCAGCUGCGCGGCAACGUGACGGUGGACGUGGACGCCGCCCCGGGGACGGAUCUGACCAAGGUCCUGGCGGAAAUGAGGGAGAAGUACGAAAUCAUGGCAGCCAAGAACCAGAAGGAGGCGGAGGACUGGUUCAGGGAACAGUCGGACUCCCUCCAGCAGACCGUGGUGACCAACACCCAGAUGGCGGACACGGAGAAACAUCAGCUGAACGAGCACAGGCGCGUCCUGCAGGCCACGGAGAUCGACCUCCAGACGAUGCUGAGUGUGAAAUCGUCCUUGGAAGAGAACCUCCAGGACAUAGAGGUGGGCUACGCUGAGAAGCUCUACCACCUCCAGGACCUGCUGGAGCAGCGGGAGGCCGAGCUGGCCCAGAUCCGGGCCGACUCGCGGAGGCAGUGCCAAGAGUACGCACAGCUGCUGGACAUCAAAACCCGGCUGGAGAUGGAGAUCGCCACGUACCGUCGCCUGCUGGAAGGAGAGGACAUCAGCUACUCCACUGAGAUCCAAACCGUAGAAACGAUCAAGGAACCGGAGGUGGUUACCAAAACGAAGGUCAUCACUAUAACUGAAACACUCGUUGAUGGGCAGGUGGUCGAGUCUCAUCAGGAGGUUAAGGAGGCAACCGCUUAAAGGAGACAACCCUUUAACCGACCUCUUCUCACCCGGUUGUGAUAAACUUCAGAAGACAUAAACGCCAUUAGCCUACAAAUUAUGACUUGCUUCUUGGGAUUCUGCUGGCCUUAAAUAAAGUAGUUUCUGCUGAUUGAUUAAAC